Molecule: messenger RNA, 981 nt
Organism: Plasmopara halstedii
Lineage: Eukaryota; Oomycota; Peronosporomycetes; Peronosporales; Peronosporaceae
Exons: 2
Coding region: 1-981 (326 amino acids)
Source: RefSeq, a predicted model, not a curated record
AUGCCUCAUGACUUUAACUCGUGUUUGGCAUCCAACAUCGUACGUCGCAAGGUACCAUCGUUAGCAUUGCUGCCUCGUGGAUAUCUCAAGUGUCCAUUACAAAUUUCGAGGAAAGAGUCAAAUAGUAUUCAAGACAAAUCACCGAAUGAAAAGCAGAAUGAUAUAUUGGACCGAGUCCAAACGACAGUUGAAGCAACAACAUUAUUGAACGCAGUACAACAAGAGGCAGUUUUCGAUAAAUCGAGUACAUUUGAUGAAGAGACAGACUGUGACAAAACAUGUGACUCGUAUUUAUCAAAGCAGAGACUCAAUGAUCGGUUCUUGAACAUGAUGGCACUCAUGGAGCGCCUUUCGGUGCAGUCAUUAGAAGACACCCAUGUCAAUAAUAUUGUGUCUUCUUUAGAAACAGUACCUCAUCACUCACCAAUUGAUACACAAAUUGUCAUUUCGAAAUUGGAUGAUCGACAAAGUCUAGUACAUUUUCCAAUUCGACGGAAACGAUUGCGUAAACGACGGCGAAAAGCACGUAAAACGCGACAGAAAUGGGAGACAUCGCAUGUUACUUGGCCACAACAUGCUUUAAUUGAUUACGUAGCCGAUCACUCUCAUUGUGAACCUGCUGAGAUUCGUGCUUUUGAGUUAUCUAAGCGUUUAGAAACCAUGAAAUGUCAAGACUACACAUCUCGACAACCAAAGUUAACACACUUGCCGUCAUUUAACCACACUUUUCGUAGUAUAUCUAAACAUUUGUGCCACAAUCGUGAAAAAACACCAUGCAACACCAUUCGCAACAAUUGCGACGUUGCAAGAAUCAAGCAAAAAGUUGCAUGCAAAGUGGAUACACAGUCAUUCUUAUCAAAAGCUCCAGUAUCUGACGUGAGAAACCAACCAGUGCAUCAUCAUCCAAUCUGGAUCUCCCCCGCUUUUCAUUCGUAUCUUCUUGCAUCACAGAACUUUCCAACCAAACCAUCAUCUUGUUAA